AUGGCAGCACUCCCUCCUCCCCCACCGCCGUUCGAUCGUUACGUCGUCAUCCACGUAGCUACAACAUGCGAUGAACAUGGUGUCUACGUUACAAAGGACUCGGCCGAGGUCAUUGAGAUUGGCUGGAUCCUGGUAGACGCGAAGACUCACGAGGAGCUACACCACGAAAGUGUGCUUGUGAAGCCUGUCAACACCCCAAUAACCCCUCUCUGCACGAGCCUGACGACCCUGACAUGGGAACACGUGAGAAAUGCUGGUAGCUUUAGGGACGCCAUCAACCGCUUCGACUCGUUUGCUCAGGAACAGCUCAACUCGCAGAACCUCGACUUCGUCUUCGUCACCUUAGAUGCGUGGGACCUGCGCGUCCAGCUCCCUCGGGAGGCUCGCGACAAGGCCGUGGUGCUGCCUCCGUACCUUCAGCACUCACGGACCUUUGACCUCCGAACAGAGUACCAGAGAUGGCAGCAGCAUCACCCUGAGUCUCUCCCCUUUGGCCCGUCCUCGCUGGCCAAUAUCUGCGCGGCCCUGGAGGUAGAGGCCGUUCAGUCGAGUGCGCCUAUCAAGCACAAUCUGCCUUUCCACCUGCAGGCCCUUGCUCCCGCCUCUCCUCGCCGCGCCAUGGAUGAGGCGGUCACUCUGACCCGGGUCCUCCGUGGUCUCAUCCGCAAGUCACAGCCUGCGAGCGAACAUCCCGAUGUUCUGACUCGCCCCAUGGACGCCCGCGCUGAUGUGAGGGCCUUCCUUUCGGAAAGGUCCAAGGUUCUUCAUAUGUCAGGUCUGCCUCACGAUACGACGCAAUCUGAGCUGGAGAGCUGGUUCACCCAGUUUGGUGGCCGCCCUAUUGCCUUCUGGACUCUCCGUACCCCGGAACAGCACAAGCCCACGGGCACCGGAUUCGCCGUCUUCUCCAGCCACGAGGAAGCAGCUGAAAGUCUGUGCAUGAAUGGACGGGCUCUGAACGAAAAGGCGAUUGAGGUCUCACCCUCGUCGAGCCGGGUUCUGGACCGGGCCCAGGAGAUACUGACUCCGUUCCCUCCUAGCAAGAACCGACCCCGACCUGGCGAUUGGACAUGCCCCUCCUGCGGGUUUUCCAAUUUCCAGCGUCGCACGGCCUGCUUCCGCUGCUCUUAUCCAGCUGUCAGCGCGGGCCCGACUGGCGACAUGGGCUAUGGUUACGGCUACGGGCCGCCGGCCAUGAUGCCGCCACCUCACCACGUUGGCCAUCACGGGCAUAUGGGCCAUGGUGGCCGCAUGGGAGGCAGUGGUGUCGUCCCUUUCCGUGCAGGUGAUUGGAAAUGCGGUAACGAGGUCUGCGGAUACCACAACUUCGCCAAGAAUGUAUGUUGUCUCCGCUGUGGUGCCAGUCGCCACAAUGCGGCUGUGGUUGCCGACUCUGGGUACCCGACGCCCAUGGACACCCCGUCAUCAUACAGCAUGAGCCAAGGAUCCAUGGGGGGCACCCCCGGGCCCGGCCCUUUUGGCGGCGGCAGUGCCUUUGGCUCCGGAGGUGGCUAUGGCCAGCAGUUUGGCGGGCCCCCCAGCACCUACGCCCUGCCCUCUGGUAUCGGUGGAGGCGCUGCUCCUUAUCCGUCCCUCAACACCCACUUUGGUCCGACUCCGGGGUCGCACUCUGCAGGCCCUUUUGACAGCCGCGCCGCCGAAGCCGCUUUCCAGUCCGCACAGAACGGCCCUGCCUCGGCUGGGCCCUCCAACAACUUCUACAACGCUGGCGAGAGCGACCCUUUUGCUUUUCUUUCUUCCGGAAUUGGCGGACUCACCGUCAGCGGCAAUGAUGGCCGACAGAACGGCGGCGGUGCACCUGGCAAGUCACCGGCCUAA
Cryphonectria parasitica EP155 is the source of this 1839-nucleotide messenger RNA. RefSeq lists its product as uncharacterized. NCBI's taxonomy places the organism in Eukaryota, Fungi, Ascomycota, Sordariomycetes, Diaporthales, Cryphonectriaceae. Gene Ontology annotation, molecular function: RNA binding; 3'-5'-RNA exonuclease activity. The transcript is spliced from 4 exons. The record is from RefSeq and is a predicted model, not a curated record. The coding region runs from base 1 to 1839 and encodes 612 amino acids.